AUGUCAACUUCAACUCCUCCACCUCUCACCAAUGCCAAUUUAUUAAUCAACGGUGGACACAGACCUCGUCAAAGCAUCAUCAAAUCCAAAACAGCUCAUGGCUCUACCAUGACCAUCACUCGUUCCGAAAAACGUUGUUUCAUUCGUUACGUGAACACAAUCAUGAACAAUGCCAUUCAAAAAGCCAUCGAAGAAAAAACGAAAAUGCAAGAAAAUGGUUCUUGGAAUUUCAUUAUGAAUACUUUAUCAACAACAAGUACUACAGAAGGAGACAGUGCCAAUAUUACCAGCAAUGGAGAAUUAACUUCACCAAGAGGUAAUAAUCGUCGACCACGAAAUGUCUUGUUGCAUUUGGGAGAUUUGGCAGUGAUUGAUUAUUGGAAACCAAUGGAAGUGGUGGGAAUUGAGGAAUUGGAGAGUAAUGUCGAGUUGUUUGAGAGAUUACAAGAUGGAGUGGUGUUUUGCCACUUGUUGGACAAGAUUCAGAAUGGACUCGUGGAUUGGACUAAAAUCAAUAAGAGAAACAUUCUGACACCUCUCGAAGAACUUUCCAAAUUCCAAAAAGUUGAAAAUCAAAACUUUGUUCUCGAAGUUGCCCCAUCCGUCGGAUGUCAAAUUGUUGGCAUUGGUGCGAGUGAGCUUGCUGAUGGAUCUCAACAACCACUGUUGGCAUUGUUGUGGCAACUCAUUCGACAAGAUGUCACCAAACGUCUCAACGUGAUGCAUUCUCUUCGAUUAAUUGCUCUCAAAGAAGAAUCUGAAAGUGUCGUUGAUUUUAUGAAACUUCCACCUCAACAAUUGUUGUUACGUUUUGUGAAUUACAAUCUCAAGGCAACAAAAACAAAGAAAAUUGUUGCUAACUUUUCAGAAGAUUGGAAAGAUGGUGAAGCAUUUUGUUACCUUAUUAAGAAUAUUGUGGAUAUCAAUAAUCGAUUUUCUUCUACGAAAGUUUCCAAAAAUGGAAAUGAAUUCACAGAAGAACAAAUUCAAGAAAUUCUCUCCAUUGAAAAUCAUGAAGAAAGAGCCAAACGAAUUAUUCAAGCCAUUAAUGAAUUGGGAUUAAAUCCUAAUCAUGUUCACAUUGAAGGAGAAGAUAUUGCGACAGGUGUCAACACAUUGAUCAUGACAUUGGUCGGUAGCAUGUUCAACGCUACGAACUUGAAUGGUUUACAAAGUGAGUUGACUGAAGAUCCUGAAAAGAUGACUCAAUUGAGAAGAGAAAUUCUGGAUAACUUUUUGGAAAUGAUGAAAGACGACAUGCCAGAAAUUAAAAAGCCAGAAAUGAAAGUCUUUUUGGAAUUGGUGAAGAAACUGUCAGAUGUCAAUAUUAAGGAAAUUGAAGAAAAGAUUGUAGAACAACGUGUACAAGAGUACAAGAUGGAAGUUCGAAAGUUGAAAAAGCAACACUAUGUUCUCUUCAAUCAAUCUGAACAAUACAAACGUAGAAUUGAAGAAUUGGAAAAAAUUGUCGCCGACCAAAAAGUGACCAUUAAAGAUUUGGAAGACAAGAAUGCACAACAAGCCUCUCGAAUCCAAGAACUCGAAGAAGAGCUUCAAAAAGCAAACCAUUCUCGAAAGAAGAUUUGA
Molecule: messenger RNA, 1587 nt
Organism: Naegleria lovaniensis
Lineage: Eukaryota; Heterolobosea; Eutetramitea; Acrasida; Naegleriidae
Exons: 3
Coding region: 1-1587 (528 amino acids)
Biological process (GO): actin filament bundle assembly; actin filament network formation
Cellular component (GO): cytoplasm; actin filament; actin filament bundle
Molecular function (GO): actin filament binding
Source: RefSeq, a predicted model, not a curated record